AUGAAUGAUGAAGUUAUUAUUAACUUAGACAAUGUUGAACGUUCGUUUUCAACUUAUAAGUCUAGUUACAGUCAAAAGAAGGUCAAAUCAAUUUUUAAAUUCAAUAAAGCCUUAGGCAUUAAUGAGAAUUUAAAUAAUUUAUCCUUACAAGCAUUAGAUCAAACAUUAUUACAUUAUUAUUGUUAUAAAUCAUUAUUCUUAGAAAUAAUAGCACGUUGGAUUCAAUAUCCAGAAGAUUUUGAAACAGAGAUCAAAAAUUCAAAAAAAUAUAAGAAUUAUCAAAUUAAAGGAUCUAUAAUAUUACUGGCAUUAUCUAGGUUGAUCAAUAUAUCAAUAGAAUAUGUAAGUUUAUUUGAACAUUUUUUAAAUAAUUUCCAGUUUUUAAAGCAGUUAGGAAGUUGUACAACCCAUGAAUUGGAAUCCAUCUUAUUAGCAUAUUAUAGAUUAAUCAAGUUUGAUGUCAGUCGAUUUAAAAAAUACAUAAUACCAAAGGCAUUAUAUGAGAUUAUAAGGAGUGGUUCAAGUCAAGUAUCAAAGUUUUUAUCAAUUCAAAUUAUAUCCAUUUAUUUACAAGCAUCAGAAUUGUCAAAAAAUAAAAUGAUUGAUAUACAUCUUGAAGAUAAACAUAAUAUAAUCUCCACUUACGAAGGUGACAAAGAUAUCAAUUAUUAUUUUAUUGCAUUACUUGAAGCAAAAAGAGCUUCCAAUUUUUUAAGUUUACCACAGCAUAAUACAAACAUACCCACGAAAAACAACAUUAUCAUUAAAUCAUCAAAUUUAUCACCAUUAAUUGCAUCUGUAUGCGGAGUUUUAGUUCCAAAUAUUAUACAGGCAAAGUCAUCAGCUCAAGAAGUUUCAACUUUUGUUCCUACCAAAUCAGCAGUAGCUGCAUUGAGAAGCCUAGCUCAAAAUAUACAAUUCAACAAACCAGUACUAUUAUAUGGUAAAGCUGGUGCAGGAAAAACUUUUUUAAUUAAUCAAUUAGCUCAUUCCAUGUCAUAUACUGGUUCAAUAGUUAAAAUACAUUUAGGUGAACAAACAGAUGCUAAAUUAUUAUUAGGUACAUAUGCAUCAGGUGAAAAACCAGGUACUUUUGAAUGGAAAACCGGUGUAUUAACAUCUGCAGUACAAGAAGGUAAAUGGGUUUUAAUUGAGGAUAUAGAUAAAGCACCAACUGAAGUUUUAUCAAUCUUGUUAACUUUACUUGAAAAAAGAGAAUUAAGUAUACCAUCAAGAGGUGAAGUUAUAAGAGCCAAGAAUGGAUUUCAAUUAUUCUCAACAAUUAGAAUUUCUAACGAAGCAAGAAAAAGUUCUUUACCUGAUAUGAUUGGUUUAAGACAAUGGGAAUUGAUAAAAGUAGAAUUACCAAACGAAUCAGAACUUAAAAGUAUUUUAUACACUAAAUUUCCUUUAUUAUCAAAAUUUAUAUCUCUGUUUAUUAAAUGUUUUACUGAAGUUGUCAAAAUAUAUUCAUCCACAUCAUUUAUAUCGUUAAAUAAAGGAUCACAUCCUAGAGUUAUUUCAUUCAGAGAUUUGAUGAAACUUUGUGCUAGAUGUAAUAGAAUGUUCAUAAAUGAGGGUAUAACUCAACCAAAUCAAUUAUUAGAGACUACCACUUAUGAGAAUAUAUUUGCUGAAGCUGUAGAUUGUUUUGGAAGUUCCAUUACUGAAACCCAAGCAUUAAUACCACUCAUAAAUUCAGUUGGAGAGAGUUUAGAAAUUCCAACAUCAAGAAUUCAAUUAUUUUUGAAUAAACAUGCCCCUUUAUUUCUAAAUGAUGAUGAAAAAUUGAAAGUUGGUAGGGCAUUAUUGAAAAAAUCAUCAACAAGUAUAAAGAAAUCAAGUCAAUCUUCAUUUGCAAGAACUAAUCACUCACUUAAAUUGAUGGAACAAAUUGGAGUUGCUUUAGAAAUGGUUGAGCCAGUUUUAUUAGUUGGUGAAACAGGUACUGGUAAAACUACAGUUGUCCAACAAGUUGCAAAAUUGAUGAAUAAAAAACUUACUGUCAUUAAUGUUUCUCAACAAACCGAAUCUGGUGAUUUAUUGGGUGGUUAUAAACCAGUAAAUUCAAAAUCAAUAGCUAUUCCAAUACAAGAAUACUUUGAAAACUUAUUUAUAGCUACGUUUUCAGAAAAGAAGAAUGAAAAAUUUUCCAAAAUAUUAACCAAAUGUUUUAAUAAACGUCAAUGGAAAAAUGUGACCAAAUUAUGGAAAGAAGCAUUCAAGAUGGCUAAAGAUAUUUUAUCCGAACCAGAAUCUGAACCAGAAGAAGAUGGUGCACCAAGUAAAAAGAAGAGAAAGUUGAAAUCAUUUGAAAAAUCCGUAUUAUUACAAAAGUGGUUAGAAUUUGAAAAUCAAAUUAAGUCUUUUGAAAUGCAAUCAUCUACUUUAGAUCAAUCAUUUGUUUUCAAUUUUGUUGAGGGUUCAUUAGUUAAAGCUGUUAGGAAUGGUGAAUGGUUAUUAUUAGAUGAAUUGAAUUUAGCUACUUCUGAUACUUUAGAAAGUAUAGCUGAUUUAUUAGCUGAUUCAUUAGAUCAAAGAUCAAUUUUGUUAACAGAAAGAGGAGACACUGACUCAAUUAAAGCUCAUCCAGAUUUUAGAAUAUUUGGAUGUAUGAAUCCUUCAACAGAUGUUGGUAAAAGAGAUUUACCAUUAAGUAUAAGAUCAAGGUUUACUGAAAUAUAUGUACAUUCACCUGAUAGAGAUAUACAAGAUUUAUUAUCAAUUAUAGACAAAUAUAUUGGAAGAUAUACUAUUGGUGAUGAAUGGGUGGGUAAUGAUAUUGCUGAACUAUAUUUAAAAGCUAAAUCAUUAUCAGAUUCAAAUAAAAUUGUUGAUGGUGCUAAUCAAAAACCACAUUUCAGUAUUCGUACCUUAACUAGAACUUUAGUUUAUGUUUGUGAUAUUGUACCAAUUUAUGGUCUAAGAAGGUCAUUAUAUGAAGGUUUCUCAAUGUCAUUUCUUACUUUGUUAGAUGCUAAAUCUGAAGAAUUAUUGAAACCUGAAAUUUUCAAAUAUACAGUUGGUAAGAUGAAAAAUUCAAAUUCAGUAAUGAGUCAAAUUCCACCUGCUCCAACUAGCGGAGAUUAUGUUCAAUUUAGACAUUAUUGGAUGAAGCAUGGACCAAAUGAAAUUGUACCACAACCACAUUAUAUUAUUACACCAUUUGUUGAAAAAAAUAUGCUUAAUUUGGUUAGAGCAACAGCUGGUAGAAGGUUUCCAGUUUUAAUUCAAGGUCCGACAUCUGCUGGUAAAACUUCCAUGAUUAAUUAUUUAGCUAGUAUAACUGGUCAUAAUUUUGUCCGUAUCAAUAAUCAUGAACAUACUGAUUUACAAGAAUAUUUAGGUACUUAUGUAUCAGAUUCACUGGGUAAAUUAGUUUUUAAAGAAGGUAUAUUAGUUGAAGCUUUAAGAAAAGGUUACUGGAUUGUUCUUGAUGAAUUAAAUUUGGCACCUAGUGAUGUUUUAGAAGCAUUAAAUCGUUUAUUAGAUGAUAAUAGAGAAUUAUUCGUACCUGAAACUCAAGAAAUCAUAACUCCACAUCCCGAUUUUAUGUUGUUUGCUACUCAAAAUCCUCCUGGUUUAUAUGGUGGUAGAAAAAUGUUAUCAAGAGCAUUUAGAAAUAGAUUUUUAGAAUUAAAUUUUGAUGAUAUUCCACAAGAUGAAUUAGAAAUCAUUUUGAGAGAAAGAUGUAAAAUUGCUCCUUCUUAUGGUAAAAAUAUUGUUGAAGUUUAUAGACAAUUAUCAGUUCAACGUCAAUCUACAAGAUUAUUUGAACAAAAAAAUUCAUUUGCAACUUUAAGAGAUUUAUUUAGAUGGGCUUUAAGAGAUGCAGUCGGAUAUGAAGAAUUAGCAGCCAAUGGAUAUAUGUUAUUAGCUGAAAGAGUUAGAAAAGAAGAUGAAAAAGAAGUUGUUAGAAAAACAAUUGAAAAAGUUAUGAAAGUCAAACUCGAUAUGGAUGAAUAUUAUAGACAAUUGGAAUUUGAAAUUGAACCUAUACUAGAAAGUGAUGACUCGAUUGUUUGGACAAAAGCAAUGAGAAGAUUAGCGGUGUUAGUAUACACAUCUAUUAAAUAUAAAGAACCAUUAUUAUUAGUUGGUGAAACAGGUUGUGGUAAAACAACUGUAUGUCAAAUUAUUGCCAAAUAUUUGGAAAAGAAUUUGGUUACUGUUAAUGCUCAUCAAAAUACUGAAACUGGUGAUUUAUUAGGUGCUCAAAGACCAGUUAGAAAUAAAUUUGAAACUCAAAGUAGUUUAUUUAAUAAUUUAAUUCAAUUGUUUCAGGGACUAAAUAUAUCAUUGCAAACAGAAUUUACGUUGGAUAAUUUACUUAAUGAAUACAAAAGCAUUCACGAGAUACCAGAAGAAUAUAAUGAGUUAGUUGACAAGAUUAACGAAGAUAAGAAAAAUGUUUCCGUAUUGUUUGAGUGGAUUGAUGGUCCUUUAAUUAGAGCAAUGAAAGAAGGAGAUUACUUUUUGCUUGAUGAGAUUUCAUUAGCUGAUGAUUCUGUUUUAGAAAGGUUAAACUCUGUUUUGGAACCAGAAAGAAGUAUAUUAUUAGCUGAGAAAGGUACUGAUGAUGCAUUUUUAAUAGCAAAAGACGGUUUUGAAUUCUUAGCAACUAUGAACCCUGGUGGUGACUAUGGUAAAAAGGAAUUAUCUCCAGCUUUAAGAAAUAGAUUUACAGAAAUUUGGGUUCCAUCAAUGGAGGAUUUUAAUGAUGUUUAUCAAAUUGUUGAAUCAAAACUUUAUUAUAAAGAAUUAACAUCCGCCAUUGUCAAAUUUUCUGAAUGGUAUGCUAAGCAUUUCGGAGGUGGACAUACAAAUAAUGGUAUUAUUUCAUUGCGUGAUAUUUUAGCUUGGGUUGAAUUCAUCAAUUCUUGUACUAAAGAUGUUGAUCCAAAAGCUGCUUUAUAUCAUGGUGCUUCGAUGGUUUUUAUUGAUGCUUUAGGUACAAAUAAUACUGCUUAUCUAUCUGAAAAUGAACUAAAAUUGAAAAAGAUCAAAUCAGAAUGUACUGAAAAAUUGUCGGAAUUUGCAAAUGCUGAUUUAUUUGAAUUUGUUAAUGGUGAUAAUGCAAUUAUUGAUGAUUCAAAAUUUUUACAUAUUGGUUUGUUCUCAAUUCCAAUCAAUGAAAACUUUACUCAUAACAAAUCAUUCAAUUUAGAAGCUCCUACAACAGCAGCUAAUGCAAUGAGAGUCAUUAGAGCAAUGCAAGUUCAAAAACCGAUCUUAUUAGAAGGUAGUCCUGGUGUUGGAAAAACAAGUUUAGUAACUGCUUUAGCUAAAGCCACAGGCAACAAUUUAAUUCGUAUAAAUUUAUCAGAACAGACUGAUUUAGUCGAUUUAUUUGGUUCAGAUGCACCUGCUGAAAGUGGAAAAGCUGGUGAAUUUGUUUGGCGUGAUGCUCCAUUUUUAAGAGCAAUGCAAAGGGGGGAAUGGGUUUUAUUAGAUGAAAUGAAUUUAGCAUCUCAAUCAGUUCUAGAAGGUUUAAAUGCUUGUUUAGAUCAUAGAGGUGAAGCAUACAUUCCAGAGUUAGAUAAAUCGUUCAAACGUCAUCCAAAAUUUACUGUUUUUGCUGCUCAAAAUCCUCAAUAUCAAGGUGGUGGUAGGAAAGGUUUACCAAAAUCAUUCAUAAAUCGUUUCACUGUUGUUUAUGUUGAUAUAUUGAAGUCUCAAGAUUUAAAUUUGAUUUCACGACACUUAUAUCCUACUGUGAUCGCAGAAGAAUGUUCUAAAUUAAUCAAAUUCAUGUCAUUACUAGAAGAGGAAGUCAUUAUCAAAAAAUUGUGGGGUUCAUCUGGUGGACCAUGGGAAUUUAAUUUACGUGAUACUUUAAGAUGGUUAGGUUUAUAUUCUUCAGGUGAAAUUUCACAAGAAUUACAAUUAUCUGAUUUUGUUAAAAUGAUUGUUUGUCAAAGAUUUAGAAAUGCUGAUGAUAGAGGUAAAGCAUUAAAAUUAUUUGAAAAAGUCUUUGGUCCAAUUGCAAAACGUGAUAAUUAUUUCACGAUUUCAGAAUCAUUUAUUCAAUCAGGUGGUGCAUUGGUAAAACGUAAUGAUAUAUUACAAUAUGUUAGUGGUCAAAAUUUAUUACCAUUACAAUGUAAUUUUGAAUUGAUUGAAACUGCAUUUAGAUGUAUUGUACAUAAUAUUCCAUUGAUUUUGAGUGGGCCAACUAAUUCGGGUAAAACUGACUUGAUUCGUUUCUUAGCAACAUCUGUGGGAGCUAAAUUAGAUGAAUUUUCAAUGAAUAGUGAUGUGGACUCCAUGGAUAUAUUAGGUGGUUAUGAACAAGUUGAUUUAUCAAGGGAAAUGAACUCAAUAUUAGAUAAGGUGUUUAAAACAAUUAACGAAACGAUAGUGAUUAAUCUUGUACAUGAAGAAGCAAAUGAUGAUGCAUUAAUCAUGGCACUAGAUAUUUUGAAAAACAUAAGUGAUGACAGUAUUGAUUUAAAUAAUUAUAGUCAAUUUCAUGAUAAAUUGAUUGAGUUUUCACAAUAUCAUCUAUUACCAGAUUAUUUGCUCAAUCUGUCUGAAAUUUUAUUGAAAAAGUUAAAUGAAACAAAAACUGUUAAAUUUGAAUGGUUUGAUGGUUUACUAGUUAAAGCUGUCGAAAAAGGAAACUGGUUAAUUCUUGAUAAUGCAAAUUUAUGCUCACCAUCUGUUUUAGAUAGGUUGAAUUCAUUACUCGAAACCAAUGGUACUUUGAUAAUCAAUGAGUGCAGUUUACGAGAUGGUCAACCAAGAGAAUUAAAACCACAUCCAAAUUUUAGGUUAUUUUUAACAAUGGAUCCUAAGUAUGGUGAAUUGUCAAGAGCUAUGAGAAAUAGAGGAAUUGAAGUUUACAUGGAACCAUUAAAUAAAAGAGCUUCGUUCUUUGAUUCAAAAGUUUUGAAUAUUGCUCAAAAUAAAGAAGUUUUAUCUGAUGAUUUACCAGAGAAAAUUGAAGAAUUAAAAGUUCACCAAAGAUAUGUUCCAACAAGUUCAUUUGCCUAUAAUGUUGAUACAAAUAUGAGACCAUUUAGUUUAAUUGAAGAUGUCUUGUCAUUUAAGAAUGAUUCAAGUCUCAGUUCUUUAUGUAGUUUAAUUCCAAUGAAACUUUUUGAUAUUAUUGAACAAUGGAAAGGUUUUGUUGACAGCAGUACUGAAUUUGUUCAUGAAUUAUCAAGAUCAGAAAUUAUUGAGAACUUGAAAGUAUUUAUGGAAUCCAAUCUUUUUGAAAAAGUACAAACUAUGUACAACAAUUCAAAUCAUUCUGCUAAUCAAAUUAUUGGUAAAGAAGUUCAAUUUGGAAAACAUCAAUCAAGUCAUCCUCUGAUCAACAUGUAUGUAACAGCAUCAUUUGUUGAAUCUUAUCCAACCUCAAAAUCAUUUGAAGCUACAGCUUUUUAUGAAGUUAUCCAUGGAAUUGUUAAUUUGAACAAGACUUUAGUGAAAAUUGAAUUCGAUGCAAUGAAUAAGAAAAUUCAUGACUUGACUUUUAUUGAAUCAUCUGCAGCUUUUGUUUUGGGAAGAAAUAUUAAAUCACCUCCUAGAUUGCAUGUUUACAGCUUUAUUAAACUAGUUUAUGAUUAUGUUUGUUCAACUUUUUUGUCUAGCUUAAAUGAUCUUCUUUCAAAUACGAUAUAUGAACCAAUUUAUGAAUUAAUACAAGUCUGUAUAAGUUUCAUAGAAACAGCUCAUGAACAUAAUGAAUCAAAAUUAAGAAUUUAUCAAGAUCUUAUUGUAUAUUGGAGUCAAAAAUAUGAGAAUUUAAGUAUGGUAAAAACUAAUUUGAGUGAUUUAAAAUCAGCUGUAGAUACUUUUGGUGGCCAACUUCAACUUAAUACAGGUUUGUUAAUUAAUGAGAUUUGGGAAAAUUAUAGAGGAGUUUAUCCACAAAGUAUUGAAUCUUGGAACAAUCAACAAAAAUUGAUAAGCAUAAUUCAUGAAAUUGAUGUUGUCUCGAAAAACCAAUACCAUGAAUCUGUUGACACAGUAACUACUUUUGCAAUUUCAAUUGAACAGUUAUACAAAUCAAUUGUUCUGAAUGAUUACGAUCCUGAAGAAUUGAAUUUGGUUUUUGAAAAGAUCGAAGAUGGAGUUACAAAUUUAACUUCUGUUUCAGAUUCAUUUAUUACUAAACGUUUUAACAAAUUUAAAACUGACUUUGCCAUGAUUUCCAAUUAUAUAAAAGCAAAUAAUGGUGAUGAAGAUCAAUUGCUUGAAUUGUAUAUAUUUGCAAAUGAUUCAAUGAUGUCAUUAUUUAAAGGUGAUAAUAAUAAAAUUUAUCCAUCAGUAUUGGAUUCUUUAUGGUACAUGGAUGAAGGUAAUACAAAAUCUAGUGUUUCUACAUUAUUUACGAAUGAGUUAAUACUAUCAGUAUUGGAUAAAUCAAUAAAUUAUAAUCUAACUUCAGGUAAAUUACUUGAUCAAACAAAUGCUGAUUUAUAUCAACUUUCGAGAAGUUUGGUAAACCACUCGAACUAUAUAUUAAAGGAUCAGAAAGAAACAUUCGCUAAUUUAUUGAAAAAUUGGAUAUUAUCUGUUUUGGAAUCUCAAGGUAUUAAAGAAAUUUCAUUCGAUAAAGAUGUUUUAAAUAAUGCAGUUGCACAAUUAGAUUCCAAUGUUGCUACAAUAUUAACUAAGUAUAUAAUCGCUGCAUAUUAUUUACUUGAAAAGGUAGAUAAUGAAGUUCAAAUUCUUGGUAAAGCUUGGAUUUUGUUCUCUUGUGGUAUGAUUCAAUUAUUUGUUCCAAAUACUCCAUAUGAUCCAGCAAUUAAAGAAUAUGUCUUAUAUAAAGUUUAUGAAGAUCAAAAAGAUUCAGCAGAGAAAUUAGUUGAUUCGUGGAGAGUUACAAGAGAAGUAGCUAAUGGUGAUAAUGAAAUUUAUUUGGAGUCGACCUUGAGGAGACCAUCUGAUUUGACCGCACCAAGCAAUCCAAAGGUUUAUCGUGAUACAAAUACAUCAGCAAUAAAUAAUCUAUUUGAAGAAUGGAAUUCAAUUAUGGAUUCUUCAAUUGAUGUUGAUCAUGUGGAAAAAUUAUUAAAAUCUGUCUUAAAUUAUUCAGAAUUGACUGAUAAUAUGAUUCAAAUGUUUCAAAAUAAUACUUCCCAAUUUUUAUUACGAAUGCAACAAAAUUAUUUUGUAUUUUCAGAUUUAAAUGAUAUUUUACGUGGGUACAUUUACGGACUAAAAUUAGGUUUUGAUUUAAUUAAUAUUGACAAUCAUAAAGGUUUUUUCAACUAUUCAGCAGACUGGUCUAUGAAAGUUGCAGAUUUUACUUCAAUUGAAUCAGUUAAAAAAGUUUUCCCAGCCGCUAAGAAAUUCGCUAAAAGUAUUAGUGUUGAUAAUGCAAAUUCUGAAUUGUUAAUGUCCUACUUCAUGAGAUUAGCUUACGCUUCUAAAGAUGAUUUACAAUUUGAGUUGAUAACUCAAUCUAUUCAGUCAUUAUAUUAUAGAUGGUCACUUCGUAGGAUCAAAGAAGAAAAGGAUAAUAUUCAACAAGGUAGCAUGUAUAAGUACAAUGAUCAAGAAGAAGAUGCAGAACAAGACUUCAAAAACUUAUUCCCAGAUUUUGAAGAUGUUUUAGAUCUUUCUGAAGGUGUUAAAAAGAAUAAUAAAGACUUUGAAACAGUAUAUGAAAAUAUUGCAAGUGCAUAUAUUAAGGAAUAUUUGAAUAAAGAAGAUAUCAGUAUCAGUGAACUUGUACAAGAAGGCUGUGAACUAGUUGGUGCAUUGAAUAAUUUUGAUUUAAAACUUGAUCAAAAUGAUCCAUCAGCUUUUGCAUCAUUGCUUGAUUCAUUAUCAAGAACUCAAAGUAAAUUUACUAAAACAUCUCAUGAUUUUAAUUUCUACCAAGAAAGUAAUAUCAUUGAAGUUAAAAAGGCAAAUGGUAUAAUGACUAAUUUAAUAGCAUCAUCGAGAAAAUUAUUAGAUCAGUGGCCGGAACAUGCAACAUUAAGAAAUAUUGUUUUUGCAACCAAUGAGUUUUUAUCAUAUCCAAUUGGAUUACCAUUAGGUAGAUAUUUACAAAAAUUAGAACAAAUUUAUACUUUUAUCGCUGAAUGGCAAAAAUAUGCUUCAAGUCAAGUUUCACUAAAGGAUCAAUUUGAUAUUUUAACUAAUUUAAUUGUAUCAUGGAGAAAAUUAGAAUUAUCUACAUGGAAAGCAUUAUUUUCGUUUGAAGAAAAAGCAGUCGAGAAAAAUAUUGGAAAAUGGUGGUUCCAUUUAUUAGAAGUGAUUAUCAUUCCAAUGUUGAGUGAUGAAGAGAAAGAAGAAGAUUCAAAAGUUAAAAUUUUAUCAGCAUUGAAUGUGUUUAUGAGUAAAGUUAGUUAUGGUGAAUUUAAUGUUAGAUUGAAUUUAUUAAAAGCUUUCAAGAAUCAUUCUAAAUCAAUUGAUGAAAACCAUGCAAUAGUGGAUGCACUUUCAAAUUUCAUUGAAUUUUACAGUCAAUUUGAAUCAACUGUGUUUAACAAUAUUGAAAUUGUCAAAAAACAAUUGGAAAAAGAUGUUAAUGAAGUGAUUUUACUAGCUAGCUGGAAAGAUGUCAAUAUAGAUUCUUUGAAACAAAGUGCAAAAAGAUCUCAUAAUAAUUUAUAUAAAGUUAUCAAGAAAUAUCGUGCUUUACUACAUACACCAGUGCAAUCAAUUAUUGAACAAGGAUUAUCAGUUGAUAUCAAACCUGUACUUGGUCAAGUUGAAAUACCUCUUACAAAAGAAUUAAUAGCAGAUCCUGAAGAAAUAUCAAUUGUAAAGUCAAUACCAUCUUGGAUUGAAAGACCAUCAAGAUUACAAAAUAUAGCAAUGGUUGAUAAGAAUAUGAAAGUUUAUAUUGAUCAAAUUUCAAGUGAAGAAUUGCCACAAUUAUUAGAAUUUGCUGAUGAAUUAGUUUCGGAAAUGGAGAGAUUGAAAAAGGAAACUCCAAGUGUUUUAAAAGAAGAUAAUAAGAAAAUUGUUGCAAAUUUGAAAACUCAAAAGAGAAAACUUUUAAGUGAUACAUUAAAAGAUUUAAGACGUGCUGGUUUGAAAUUAAGGUCGCGUUCUGAUAUUCUUUCAACUCAAGGCUCAGUUAAUUUAAUUCUUGCAAAUUCAAUUUCAUUUGACGACAGUUUAGCUAAUGGAUGUGAUUCAUAUUUUUUCAGAAUCUUAGAUCUUUUACCACGUUUAAGAUCUUCAGUAACAACAACUGCUGAAGAUGUUCCACAAGUUGAUGUUGAAAAAGGUCUUGCAGCUGCUGAAAAUUUAAUUCAUUCAUUAAUUGUAAAUAGAGUUCCAUUAAAAGAUUUGGCUGUAAAUUUUAAGGAGAUUGAUGGUUUAUAUUCAAAAUUUUUCAAUAUUGCCAAGUUGAAAAAUAAACAAGAGAUUUUGCUUCCAGUUUCUGUCAAGGAUUCAAUCGAAAUUCAAUUGGAAUCUAUCGAGAAGAUUGUAUUCUGGUUACCUAAAUUAUUGGACUACGCUAUUGAAACUAUAGUAUCAGUCAAUACAUUUUCAUUUAAUUUUAAACCAGAUUUAUUUUAUAAUUUGAAACAAGAAUUAUCAAAUUUGAAAAGUGAAUUAGAUGUAAGUUUACUCACAAAUCAAGUGGAAGUUUCGGUUCAAAAGUUUUUAACAUUUGAAGAGAAUUUGAUUACUAGAUUGAGAAAAUGGCAAAUAGAAAACUCAAAAAUUUCCUUUAUUGGAGAUGUUAUAUUGAAUUGGUUUAAUAAUGUUGUUGAAACCAAAUAUAACUUAUCAAAUCCUGAAGCAAAUAGUACUAUUACCUCAAUUGAAAAAGAAUAUAGAGAUUUAUCUACUGCCAUUAUUGUUGCUGUUCAGAAAACGUUGGCUUGUCAAACUGAAGAAAUAUCAAGAGAUGAUGAUUUUUGGUUAAUUUCAUCACAAACUAGAGUUGCUCAAUACAUGAAAAACCUACACAUUAAAUCAAUCAUUUCAAAAUUGAAGAAUUGUAUUGAAGCAAGUUUAAGAUUAAAUCAUAACGAAGAAUCUUCAAAUUUAGUAUCUGCAUUGGCUUCAUUUACUUAUCCAUUACUUAAUCAUUAUUUCAAACUUUGUUCAAGUAUAUUUGAAAAAGCAUAUUCAAAUUAUUCCAAUCUUUCCAAAGCUGCAUUUAUAUUAUCAAAUUCAUUAUAUACAUUAGCUACUAAAGGUUUUUGUUCACCAGAACACCCCCAAGAACAAAAGAAUGAUAAUAAUUUACAAGAAGGUACUGGUUUAGGUGAUGGUGAAGGUAUAAAUAAUAAUUCAAAUGAUGUUCAAGAUGAUGAAGAUUUAACAGAAGAUGCUCAGCAAGCAAAUCAAGAUCAAAAGGAGAAAGAUGAAGGUGAAGAAAAUGAGAAUGAUGAUGCAGUAGAUAUAGAAAGUGAUAUGGCUGGUAAUUUGGAAGAUGCUUCUGAUCAAGAAAAUGAUGAAAAUGAAGAUAAUCAAGAUGAGCAAGAAGAUUUGGAUGAAGAAAUUGAUGAUAUAGAUGAUUUAGAUCCAAAUGCAAUUGAUGAAAAGAUGUGGGAUGAGGAAGCUAAAGAAGAUACAAAGGAAAAAGAUGCUGAUAAAUUACCAGAUUCCUCAAAUAAAGACGAAAAUAUAGAAGCAAAUGAAAAUGAAAAUGAAAAGAAACAAGAGCAAGAUAAUAAUAAUGAACAACAAGGUGAAGAAGAACAACAAGAAGAAGGUGAUGAUAAUGAUGAGGAGUUGGAUGUUGGGGAACAAGAAGAUGAGGUUAAAAAUCAAGAAAAUGAACAAUUGGAUGAACAUGUACCAGAAACUGAAACAUUAGAUUUACCAGAAGAUAUGAAUUUAGAUGGAGAUGAAGAAGAAGAAGAUCUAAAAGAUGAAGAAGACCAUAACGAUGAUGACAAAUUAGACGACUUAAUGAAUGAUGAUCAAAAUGAAAAGAUUGAGUCUGAUAAUGAGGAAAAUAAUGAGGAAACUAAUGAAGAACAAUUAGAAUUAGAUCAAGAUAAUGAACAAGAAGAUCAAGAAAUGGAAGAAGAAGAAGAAACUAAAGAUCAAGAGGUGAAUGCUGAAGAAAAUGAAACCAAUGAAGAAGUUAUAGAUUCAGAAGAUGAAACUGUUAAAGAAGAUAAGACUAAUGAAAAAGAAGAAGGUGGAAAUGAUCAAGAUGAGGAAGAACUUAAUGCUGAAGGUGUAGAAGGUUCAAAUGAUAUUGAUCCAAAUGAUAUAGAUAUGGAUGCUGCUACGAAACAAGAAACUGGAGAAAAAGGUGAAGGUGCAGAUAAUCAAGUUAUGGAGGAAAAUGAUGAUUUGGGAGCUGCUGGUAAUGCAUCAUUGGAGCAACAACAACAAGAAGAUCAAGAGGAUUCAGCACAACAACAAGAUGAAUCGAGAGAAAAGGCAAAUGAAUCUUUAAAGCAAUUGGGUGAUUCCUUGAAAGAAUUUCAUAGACGUAAACAAGAAAUCGUUGAAGCUAAAAAAGAAGAAAAAGAAGAAAAAACUGAAGAAUCGGCUAAUCAAAAGCCAGAAGAAUUCCAACAUGUUGAUGGAGAAAAUGCUGAUUAUGAUACACAAGCUUUGGGUGCUGCAGAUAAUAAAGACCAAGUGCGAUCUAUAGAUGAAGACAAAGCUAUUGAUGAUGAAGAUCAACUGAAUGAUAUUGAGAUAAAAGAAGAACCAACAAAGGAUGAAGUCAAAGAUGAAAAUAUGGAUGAAAUAGAAACAAAUGAAGAAAAUCCGGAUGUUGAUUUCGAGGGUGAAUCUAAGUCAGCUUUUAUUGGAGAAAGAAAAAGUGAAUUUAAAGAUACAGAAUUUGAAUUUAAUGAAGAAAUUGAAGAAGAUGAUGGUAUUGAACACAUUGAAAUUGACAAUAAUGAAAACUUGGAUGUUGAUGAGUUCGCCGAUUUACCACCAGUUUCAUUAGAUAAAGCUCGUGAAUUAUGGAGAAAUAGUGAAUUAGCUACUCAAGAAUUGGCUUCAGGUUUAUGUGAACAAUUGAGAUUAAUCUUAGAACCAACAUUGGCUACUAAAUUAAGAGGUGAUUAUAAAACAGGUAAACGUUUGAAUAUGAAAAGAAUUAUCCCAUAUAUUGCAUCUGAUUUCAAAAAGGAUAAAAUUUGGUUAAAAAGAACAAAACCUUCAAAAAGACAAUAUCAAAUUAUGAUUGCUGUUGAUGAUUCAAAAUCAAUGAGUGAAAGCAAAUCAACAGAAUUGGCAUUCCAUAGUAUUGCAUUAGUUUCAAAAGCUUUAAGUCAAUUGGAAAGUGGAGGAUUAUCAAUUGUUAGAUUUGGUGAAGAUGUUAAAGUUGUUCAUUCAUUUGAUAAACCAUUUAAUUCUAAUCAAGAAACUGGUGCAAAAGUUUUCCAAUGGUUUGAUUUCCAACAAACAAGAACUAAUAUGAAACAAUUGUGUAAUGAUUCAUUGCAAAUCUUUGAAGAUGCAAGAUCCACAAGUAAUACAGAUUUAUGGCAAUUACAAAUUAUUUUAUCAGAUGGUGUUUGCGAAGACCAUGAAACAAUUCUUCGAAUGGUUAGAAAAGCUAGAGAAGAGAAGAUUAUGAUGGUUUUUGUUGUUAUUGAUGGUAUAAAUUCAAAAGAAUCAAUUAUGGAUAUGCAACAAGUUAGUUAUGUUACAGAUCCAGUUACAAAUCAAAUGAAUUUGAAAGUUGAUAAAUAUUUAGACAGUUUCCCAUUUGAUUUUUAUGUUGUUGUUAAGAAUAUUAAUGAAUUGCCAGAAAUGCUUUCUUUAAUUUUAAGACAAUAUUUCUCAGAAGUUUCAUCAAAUAUGUAA
This is a messenger RNA of Insectozyma verbasci, 14718 nucleotides long. NCBI's taxonomy places the organism in Eukaryota, Fungi, Ascomycota, Pichiomycetes, Serinales, Debaryomycetaceae. The record is from the annotation of a GenBank genome assembly.